This is a messenger RNA of Puccinia graminis f. sp. tritici CRL 75-36-700-3, 461 nucleotides long. RefSeq lists its product as uncharacterized. The coding region runs from base 27 to 461 and encodes 144 amino acids. The transcript is spliced from 2 exons. NCBI's taxonomy places the organism in Eukaryota, Fungi, Basidiomycota, Pucciniomycetes, Pucciniales, Pucciniaceae. The record is from RefSeq and is a predicted model, not a curated record.
UUACAUUUCCUUGAUAAACAACGAGGAUGUUUUGGGCUGCUUGGGUAGCAGGUCUUUUAUUCCUAUCUGGAAACAUCAGUAUUAAUUCCAAUGCAAUACAAGACUAUGACUUCACUCGGGAGUUCGACUGGAAUCAGCCUCCUCAGUUGGACGAUAUCCUCCGGCCUUUCGAGACUUCCCCCCGUUCUGAUUCACACAUUCCUGAAGUGACCACUACACUGGCAUCCUCUAGCUAUCAUCAGACUUUCAAAUCACCAAUAAGAAGAAACGACCAGACAUCAUUUCUAAGAUCCUGGGAAGAUCGUAGUCAACACCAUCUGUAUACAAACGCUGAAGCUUCUGAUGAAUUUUGGCCUGACAUGGGCAACCAAAACUUGAUUGGUCCCCAAGAGUUUUUGUGGAAUCAUUGCGAUGGCACUUCAGAACAACAUCAUCAGAGUCUAUUUUGGGGACUCACAUAA